Messenger RNA from Oryza brachyantha (malo sina), 3282 nucleotides. Its product is annotated as ubiquitin-activating enzyme E1 3-like. Gene Ontology annotation, molecular function: SUMO activating enzyme activity. The coding region runs from base 102 to 3242 and encodes 1046 amino acids. Gene Ontology annotation, cellular component: SUMO activating enzyme complex; cytoplasm. Gene Ontology annotation, biological process: protein sumoylation. The record is from RefSeq and is a predicted model, not a curated record. Lineage: Eukaryota; Viridiplantae; Streptophyta; Magnoliopsida; Poales; Poaceae. The transcript has 7 exons.
UUCGCCCUCGCCCUCGCCCUCGCCCUCGCCGCCACGCCAAGAGAAGGAUCUCCCUUCCUUCCCCUCGACGGUGAGCUCUUCGCCGCAGGGGCUUGCUCUCCAUGCUUCCCACCAACAAGAGACCCGCCGGGGCGGACGACGCCUGCGCCGCCGAUCCCAAGAGGGCCAAGGUGCUUGUUGGGGACACGCACAAUGGGGCCGCCGUGCCGGAGAUUGACGAGGACUUGCACAGCAGGCAGCUCGCCGUCUACGGAAGGGACACGAUGCGCCGCCUCUUCGCCUCCCACGUCCUCGUCUCUGGCCUCAAUGGCCUUGGUGCAGAGAUUGCUAAAAACCUUACUCUCGCUGGGGUCAAGUCCAUCACUCUGCAUGAUGUCAAAAACGUCGAAAUGUGGGAUUUAUCUGCCAACUUCUUUUUAUCUGAGAAAGAUAUUGGCAACAACAGGGCUGCUGCUUGUGUGGCAAAGCUACAAGAGCUGAAUAAUGCUGUUCUUAUCUCUGCUCUAACAGAAGAACUGACCACAGAACAACUGUCUAAAUUCCAGGCUGUUGUUUUCACCGAUAUAGGCUUAGACAAGGCCUAUGAAUUUGAUGACUACUGUCACAGCCACUGCCCUCCUAUUUCCUUCAUCAAAGCUGAAGUUUGUGGUCUCUUUGGUGGUGUCUUUUGUGACUUUGGACCGGAGUUUACUGUUCUUGAUGUUGAUGGUGAAGACCCAUAUACUGGUAUAAUUGCAUCCAUCAGCAAUGACAACCCUGCAUUGGUGUCCUGUGUUGAUGAUGAACGGCUUGAGUUUCAGGAUGGUGAUUUUGUGGUUUUCUCUGAGGUCCAUGGUAUGCCAGAGUUAAAUGAUGGAAAACCAAGGAAGGUUAAAAACGCAAGGCCAUUUUCAUUUAGCAUUGAGGAGGAUACAACUAAAUAUGGCAUGUAUACAAAAGGUGGAAUUGUUACACAGCUGAAGGAGCCAAAGAUACUACGAUUCAAGUCACUAAGAGAUGCUAUGAGAGAUCCUGGAGAUUUCCUUUUGAGUGACUUCUCUAAGUUCGAACGUUCCCCUGUCCUUCACCUAGCAUUUCAAGCCCUGGAUAAGUUUAAGAAAGACUAUGGACGCUACCCUGCUCCUGGUUGUGAGCAAGAUGCUCAAUGUUUCCUUAAGUGUGCUGCUGAUAUUAAUGAAGCCUUAACUGAUCGCAAACUGUAUACAAUUGAUGAGAAGUUAUUCAGACAUUUUGCAAGUGGUUCUCGAGCUGUUUUGAACCCUAUGGCUGCGAUGUUUGGUGGUAUUGUUGGUCAAGAAGUUGUGAAGGCAUGUUCAGGAAAAUUCCAUCCUCUCUACCAGUUCUUCUACUUUGAUUCUGUUGAAUCCCUGCCAAUGAAUCCACUGAACUCUGAAGACUUCAAGCCUUCAAAUAGCCGCUAUGAUGCUCAGAUCUCUGUAUUUGGUUCCACGCUACAGAAGAAACUGGAAGAGGCAAAUACUUUUAUUGUGGGGUCUGGCGCCCUCGGAUGUGAAUUUUUGAAGAACCUUGCUUUAAUGGGAGUGUCUUGCAGCCCUAAAGGAAAGCUAACCAUUACAGAUGAUGAUGUCAUUGAGAAAAGCAAUUUAAGCCGCCAAUUUCUGUUCCGUGACUGGAAUAUAGGGCAGGCAAAGUCUACCGUGGCUGCUGCAGCUGCCAGUGCUAUUAACCCCAACCUCUGUAUUGAUGCUCUCCAGAACCGUGCUUGUCCAGAUACAGAGAAUGUGUUCCAUGACACAUUCUGGGAGGGUUUAGAUGUUGUCAUCAAUGCGCUUGAUAAUGUUAAUGCCAGGAUGUACAUGGACAUGAGGUGCCUGUACUUCCAGAAGGCACUGUUGGAGUCAGGGACAUUGGGUGCAAAGUGCAAUACGCAAAUGGUGAUUCCUCACCUUACUGAAAAUUACGGGGCUUCAAGAGAUCCUCCUGAGAAGCAGGCACCAAUGUGCACAGUCCAUUCUUUUCCGCACAAUAUUGAUCAUUGCUUGACUUGGGCCCGCUCAGAAUUUGAGGGUUUGCUUGAGAAGACACCAGGUGAAGUAAAUUCAUUUCUCUCUAAUCCGGCUCAAUAUGCUGCUGCCAUGAAGAAGGCAGGUGAUGCUCAAGCAAGAGAAUUGCUCGAACGUGUUUCUGAAUGUCUCAGCAAAGAUCGUUGCAGUUCAUUUGAGGAUUGCAUAAAAUGGGCCCGACUGAAAUUUGAGGAUUAUUUCUCAAACCGUGUGAAGCAGCUCACAUUUACCUUUCCUGAAGAUGCUGCCACUAGUACGGGUGCUCCUUUCUGGUCUGCCCCCAAGCGCUUCCCUCAUCCACUGCAAUUUUCAGCCGUUGAUCCAUCCCACAUUCAUGUUAUCAUGUCUGCUUCAAUACUGAGAGCUGUGUCAUUCGGAAUUGCUAUACCGGACUGGGCAAAGAACACAAUUAAGCUGGCUGAUGCAGUUAGUAAAGUUGUUGUUCCUGAAUUUGAGCCAAAGAAAGGGGUCAGUAUUGUGACAGAUGAGAAAGCGACCAGCCUGUCUAGUGCCUCAGUUGAUGAUGCCGCUGUUAUCGAUGACCUUAUUGCUAAGUUGGAAGAAUGUGCCAAGACGCUACCUCCAGGAUUCCAAAUGAAACCUAUCCAAUUUGAGAAGGAUGAUGACACAAACUUUCACAUGGAUAUGAUCUCUGGAUUUGCAAAUAUGCGCGCAAGGAACUACAGCAUUCCAGAGGUUGACAAGUUGAAGGCUAAGUUCAUUGCUGGAAGAAUCAUCCCGGCUAUUGCAACUUCGACAGCGAUGGCGACAGGAUUGGUCUGCCUUGAGCUAUACAAGGUUAUUGCAGGCGGGCACCCCAUUGAAGACUAUCGCAACACAUUUGCGAACCUGGCGCUGCCACUCUUCUCAAUGGCUGAACCUAUUGCGCCCAAGGUGAUGAAGCAUCAAGACAUGAGCUGGACUGUAUGGGACAGAUGGUCCAUCAAGGGCAACCUGACUAUUGCGGAGCUCCUGCGAUGGGUCAGCGACAAGGGCCUUACCGCUUAUAGCAUUUCCUGUGGCACUUGUCUGCUGUACAACAACAUGUUCGCGAGGCACAAGGAGAGAUUGAACAAGAAGGUUGUGGACGUAGCCAGAGAAGUCGCUAAGAUGGAAGUUCCUGAAUACAGGAGGCAUUUGGAUGUGGUGGCGGCCUGUGAGGAUGAUGACGGAAACGACGUCGAUAUUCCUCUCCUUUCAGUUUACUUUCGAGAUUAAGGAUUAGAUUCUCAUAGACUUGUUAAGAUCGGUUCGCUCA